Molecule: messenger RNA, 3916 nt
Organism: Cydia strobilella
Lineage: Eukaryota; Metazoa; Arthropoda; Insecta; Lepidoptera; Tortricidae
Gene: l(2)gl
Product: lethal(2) giant larvae protein
Exons: 27
Coding region: 184-3561 (1125 amino acids)
Biological process (GO): regulation of protein secretion; establishment of spindle orientation; regulation of Notch signaling pathway
Cellular component (GO): cytoplasm; cortical actin cytoskeleton; plasma membrane
Molecular function (GO): GTPase activator activity; syntaxin binding; myosin II binding
Source: RefSeq, a predicted model, not a curated record
UCCAGUCAGUCACGUCACAUCGCUAGUGUGGGUGUGUUGCGUUGCGUGCGUGCGUCCGUGAAUGUGAAUGCAUGCUAUUAUUCAUGUUUGUGUGUAUUUCUGACGCCGCUUGUGAGUUGUCAUUCCUCUAAUUUUGGAUUUUAUCACUAAAACUCUUCAAACUGUCGUCUCAAGGCCGGCAGGAUGCUAAAGUUCAUCCGAGGGAAGGGCCAGCAGCCCUCCGCCGAGAGACAGAAGCUUCAAAAUGAACUGUUCGCUUUCCGCAAGACAGUACAACACGGCUUCCCACACAGAGCGUCCGCACUGGCAUGGGACCCUCUCCUGCGGCUCGCGGCCCUCGGCACCGCCAGCGGCGCCCUAAAGGUGUACGGGCGGCCCGGCGUGGAGCUGUAUGGACAGCACACAAACCCCGAAGCCGCCGUCAUCGCCAUACAUUUCAUACCCGGCACUGGCCGCUUAAUAUCCUUAUGCGACGACAAUAGCCUCCACUUGUGGGAGAUCACAGAGAAAUCCCUAGUGGAGCUAAAGUCCCACCUGCUGGAAGGCAAGAACAAGAAAGUCUCGGCGUUAUGCGUCGAGUCUUCAGGCAAGAACGUCCUACUUGGAACAGAGGGCGGCAACAUUUAUAUGAUGGACUUGAACACAUUCGCCAUCAACGAAGAUGUUAUAUAUCAAGAGGUUGUUAUGCAAAACUGUCCAGAAGACUUCAAAGUGAACCCAGGCGCAGUGGAAGCCGUUUGCGAACACCCAAAGACGCCUGCUCGCAUUCUUAUCGGCUACAGCAGAGGGCUGGUGGUGCUGUGGGACAGAGCCAACUCUGCACCCACACAUACUUUCGUCUCCAACCAGCAGCUUGAAAGCUUGUGUUGGAAUGAUGACGGUGACCACUUCACAUCAUCCCACAACGACGGCUCAUACGUCACGUGGGAGGUCGGCGGCGGCGCCAGCGACCGACCACUAAAAGAGCCCGUCACGCCCUACGGCCCCUACCCCUGCAAAGCCAUCACCAAGAUACUCAACAGGACUAGCGUUACUGGUGAAGAGAUCACUAUUUAUGCCGGCGGUAUGCCCAGAGCGUCAUAUUCAGACAAAUACACGGUCACAGUACAGCAAGGCGAAAAACACGUCGCAUUCGAUUUUACUAGCCGGGUAAUAGACUUGUUCACAACGUCGGCGGUGCCGCCCGACGGCGCGCCGCUACAAGAGGAGCGGCCCGACACUCCCGCGCAGCUGUUCGCGCAGACCGUCAACCAGGUUGCCGCUGCCUUGGUGGUGCUAGCAGAAGAAGAGCUGGUGGUCAUCGACUUAUGCGACUCCCGUUGGCGGCCAUUACGGCUACCGUACCUCGUGUCCAUCCACGCGUCCGCCGUAACGACAGCACAACUAGUCGACAACGUCGCUUCCAACGUGUACGACAACAUCGUGGCGGCCGGGCAACAGCAAACCGAGAACAUAUACUCUCCCGGCGCGUGGCCCAUCUCGGGCGGCGUGCUGUCCGGCGCCGCCGCGCCCGCCGAGCGGCAGCUGCUGCUCACCGGCCACGAGGACGGCUCCGUGCGCUUCUGGGACGUCACCGGCGUCGCCAUGACGCCGCUCUACAAAUACACCACCGCUCAGCUUUUCAGCGGGCUGAAAAGAUCGUCUCCGAGCGGUGAAGAAAUCGGUGAAACUAACGACAGUCAAACAGACGAGGAAGAAUGGCCGCCCUUCAAGAGAGUGGGCACGUUCGACCCGUACAGCGACGACCCGCGGCUGGCUGUCAAACGGGUGAUCCUUUGUCCAUUGUCGGGCAUGUUGACGAUAGGUGGCGCUGCGGGACACGUCGUCAUCGCCGGCUUGAAGAACUCCUCCAACACCGCCGAAGUUAAGUCGGUGGCAGUAAACAUCGUGUCGGAUCGCGACGGGUUCGUGUGGAAGGGCCACGAUCAGCUCACUCUACGCGCCGGCACACUCACAUUCUCGCAGGGUUACCAGGCGACGUCGGUGGCGCAGCUGUCCCCGCCGGCCGCGGUGACGGCGCUGGCGGCGCAGUGGGAGUGGGGCGUGGUGUGCGCGGGCACGGCGCACGGGCUGUGCGCGCUCGACGCCAUACAGGCGCGCUCGCUCGCCGUCAAGUGCACGCUCAACCCGCACGACCACUCCGGCGCAGGCGACACGCCCAUCUCCCGCCGCAAGUCAUUCAAGAAGUCGCUGCGGGAGUCCUUCCGGCGACUCCGCAAGGGCCGCUCCCAGCGCCGCGCCACCACCGCCCCCAGCCCCACCUCGCCCGCGCAGCCAAUCAAAAAACCGUUACCAUCACCAGUAGAAGAAGCAGACGUGAAACCAGUGGAGCGGGCAGUCGAAGCGAGAUCCAACGACGACGGUUUCGGUUCCAUGGUGCGGUGUCUAUACUUCGCACGGACGUUCCUAAUCAACACACAAAGCUCAACACCCACACUCUGGGCCGGCACCAACAACGGCACCGUGUACGCGUUUACACUAAGCAUCCCCAACACCAACAAGAGGAAAGAUGAACAGGUCACGUGCACGCUGGCGAAAGAGAUCCAGCUCAAACAUCGCGCGCCCGUCAUAGGCAUCACGGUACUCGACGGAGCUGCCGUACCGCUGCCAGAUCCUUUAGAGGUGGAGCGAGGCGUGGCAUCGUUGCCGGAGCCGGGCACGCACCGCGUGUGCAUCACGUCGGAGGAACAGUUCAAGGUGUUCACGCUGCCGUCGCUCAAGCCCCAUCACAAGUACAAGCUUACGGCGCACGAGGGCGCUAGGGUCCGGCGGACGGCGUUCGCGUGGUUCGAGUGCGCCGGGGCGGGCGGGGGUGGUGGCGGGGGCGGUGGUGGGGGCGGGGGCGGGGGUGGGGCGGCGCACCGCGAGUGGUGCCUGCUGUGCCUCACCAACCUCGGCGACUGCCUGGUGCUCAGCCCCGAGCUGCGCCGCCAGCUCAACGCCGCCGCGGUCCGCAAGGAGGACAUCAACGGCAUUUCCAGCCUGUGCUUUUCGAAGCGAGGCGAGGCUCUCUACCUGCACUCGUCGUCGGAGCUGCAACGGAUCACACUCUCCGCCACAAAGGUGACGAUAGCGCAGUGCCAAGUGUUGCUGGCGCCCUGGGCGGUGGAGCUGCGGGGGCCGGCCGAGGAGGCGCCGCUGACUAACGGAGAGCACAAGGAGGAGGCAGUAGAAGCGCCUCACGACGUGACGGCCGCGUCGGCCGACAUCACCGUGGACUCCGUGCGCGACCACACCGCGCAACCCGAGCCUGAGCUCAACAUUAACCUGCAGAACUCGCAAGUAAACACCAGUUCGAUGGUGGUGAAGACCACGACGCGGACGGCGGUUAACGAAAACAACGCGGAAAACAACGGCACCGCCACCACCACCACCGUCACCGAGAACAUCCUAGAACACAAUCGCGAGGAAGGAGUCAUCACCCGUAUCGAGACGGGCACCGUGACGGUCCCGGCCGGGACUGACCCCAAACUCAUCCUGGAGAUGUUCGACCGCCAGCGCGAGCCGCUCGCCGUGCCCGUCGCGCCCGCCGGCGCCACAGCCACACCACACACCAACUAACUGCAAACAUCGAUCAACUAAAUACCGAUAUCGAUAAAAAUAUAAUCGAGUCCAACCCUAGCGCUUACAAGUUAGGCGGAUACCGGCCGUGUGGAUCGUUGCUUGUUCGUCAGACGAUUCAAUUCGUAUUCAGGGUCGAUGUUUUAUUGAAAUGGUGGGAGAGAAUAUUAAUUAAUCGAGUUAAUCUAAACGGUAACUGCGGGUUUUAAAGGAAAACGUGUUAAGACCCGUCGUUAUAAUUUGAUCUUUUGUAAUAUAACCGAACCACUUUCAACAAGUGGAAAGUGUAAGUAGACUUUAUUGCAUUGAAAUAAUAUCUACAAUUAUCAGUGUAUUUAAUUAUUUAUAUGACGGG